Messenger RNA from Parnassius mnemosyne (clouded apollo), 1224 nucleotides. NCBI's taxonomy places the organism in Eukaryota, Metazoa, Arthropoda, Insecta, Lepidoptera, Papilionidae. The record is from the annotation of a GenBank genome assembly.
AUGGAUCCUCAGCGCUUUUAUGGUAAAAAACGUCCUGCAUUUUCCAUCCCAGAGAGUAGUGAAGAUGAGAAGGCAUCGGAUGAUGAAACUUAUAGAAACCCAGGUCCUGAGAUUUUCAUUCCAGAGAGCAGUGACGAUGAAAUCGCUUCAGAUGAUGAUCGUGGAAAUGUAGGUGAAUUUGAAGAAAUUUAUUUAGAUGACGACGCUCUUGAUAAUGAUUGCGACGAAUAUAUUCCUUAUGAAACGGAAGAAGAAGAUAUCUCAAGCAAGCCUUCUACGUCAAAACAGCGCACAGGAAAUAAGAGAAAGAAGGUUAAAUGUGUAUGGUCUGAUGAAAGUAUGGCGUAUGACGAGUCACAUAUUGCGUUUUUAGGAUGCCAAGAUCUCCCAAAUGAAAUUAUGAAACUCGAAGCGCCCAUGGAUUUCUUUAAAUUUUUAUUUCCUUCUUCAGCGAUUAAUUUAAUUGUAAGGGAGAGCAACUUAUAUGCUGAUCAAAUCACCGAAAGCAACCACAAUGAAGUCACGGAAGAAGACAUACGUAAAUUUUUAGGCAUAAUAAUUUAUAUGUCUGUGGUGCAUCUUCCAACAACACGUCAUUAUUGGAAGGAAGGUACAUACAUUGAAAAGGUGGCUUCAGCAAUGACUUGUAACAAGUUUGAAGAAGUAAAAAGGUUUUUACAUUUUUUUAACAAAAAUGAUGAGUUGGAGUCCGGUGAUCCAAAUUUUGACCGGUUACAAAAGAUACGCCCUUUCCUUAAUAUAUUGCGUGAAAGACUGUUACAAGUGCCUAAAGAAGAAUACUUGGCAAUUGAUGAACAAAUGAUUCCUACCAAAGCACGUACUUCUGGUAUGAGGCGUUAUAAUGCCAAAAAACCACACAAAUGGGGCUACCUCAAUUAUGUGCUAAGCGGAGCCAGUGGCUUUAGCUACGAUUUUGAGGUUGAUACUGGAAAACACCCUGAUCCGCCAGAGAACUGCCCUGACCUCGGAAUACCAGGAAACAUUGUCCAGCGUUUGUUAAACACUGUUCCUCAAAAUCUUAAUUAUAAAAUUUUUGUGGACAAUUGGUACACUAGUUUGCCUUUGAUGGCCAACUUGCAUAAAAAAGGACUCCUUCCUUUAGGAACAAUUCAGCUCAAUAGAGCACCCAAUAUAAAUAUAGAAAAAAAAAACUAUUAUGAAAGAAGAAAGAGGAUAUUGUGCGGAAAAAUCUACCAUUUAUGA